This is a messenger RNA of Zingiber officinale, 927 nucleotides long. RefSeq lists its product as uncharacterized. The coding region runs from base 126 to 701 and encodes 191 amino acids. The record is from RefSeq and is a predicted model, not a curated record. Lineage: Eukaryota; Viridiplantae; Streptophyta; Magnoliopsida; Zingiberales; Zingiberaceae. The transcript has 2 exons.
GUCAAGAUACCAACGACGAAACGUUAUGGUAAUUUGUUAACAGACGAUAUAUCAACGGAAGUGAAGAAUGUUCUAGGCUUCUAGCGAGCUCAUUCGCCGCCGUAGAGCAAAGACCGAAAGGGCAGAUGGUCUUGUGGGAGCUCACGGCGAUCACCGCCUACUUCUUGGGCCUCAAGCGGACCUACCGCCUCGCUCUCCGGCUCCAACGACGCCUCGUCGGCCCCAAUCACCCCAGGAUCCGGCAAUUCAUUCACAGGCGCACGCGCAAGGUCUUCGAUGUGGCAGUCACAGUUCACAAAAACAUACAGCAAAGGGACAUAGAGGUUGGUAGAAAUCUGGGCAACUGGAUACUCCGUCGUCUUGAUUCCAUGAAACCAUCAGCUCAAAUACGUCGCCCACCCUCAGGUUUACCAUCCACCAAUAGCAACUUGCCGAAGCAUAUCGCAAAAACUAGCCAAUCUCACGGAGUCAAGGAGAACAAUAUCAAAGCCACCGAUGAAUCAAAUGGGCGAAUGCUAUUCAAUUCCUUGAACAUAAGGCUGAGGCACAUUCCGACCAUACCCAUAAUGUCAGAGGCGAGGAAAUCUGCAGAGUGGAACUCCCCCUGCAGUCGCAUCUCCUCCAAACCUUACAGCUUCUCCUUUUUAAGAAGAAAUUCACCGGUUUUUCGAGAUGACAUUGGUAAGUGGAUGCUGUAUUAGCAUGAAUGUAGCGGAGAACAGGGCCUGAGGUUUGCAUCCUGUUCCCCUGCCAGUUCUUGAUUCUGUUCCUCUCAAUUCUGAUAGUUUGCAUCUCCCAGAUUAGUUCCUUGUAAUAACCGAAUUAUCAAGGACACACAAGAUUCUCAAAUUUUCCUACAGUUUUGUCAAAUAGAUAGCACAUUAGUCGACUAUUUAUUUAUAAAGCAAAUUAUAGUAGUUUGUCCAA